This is a messenger RNA of Erythranthe guttata (spotted monkey flower), 1323 nucleotides long. Its product is annotated as Plastid-lipid associated protein PAP / fibrillin family protein. NCBI's taxonomy places the organism in Eukaryota, Viridiplantae, Streptophyta, Magnoliopsida, Lamiales, Phrymaceae. The record is from RefSeq and is a predicted model, not a curated record.
UGACAACUACCACCAUCACUCCCAAAAAUAUGAAAAAUACACCCAACAACCAAAGAACAUAAAUAAUAAAUAUAUACCUAAAUAUAUUAUAAAUUUAAGCAAAAAAAAAAAAAGGAAAAAAUAAAAAAAAUGAAAAAUGAAAGAGAGUUCCAAAACGAAGGCAUACCAUAUGAAGUUGAAGUUUGUUGAAGGCAUCAUCGGAUUGAGAUAUGGCUGCCACAACAAAGUUUAUGCAACACCCAAUCCCAGGUCCACACGUGUUCCCUCGGAAACCAGUUAUUACCACCAAACUUGUUCAAACUCCCAAUCUCAACAACAAGCCCAUCAUUAUUGGAUUCAAAUCUCCACAAAAUAGAUUUAUUAACAACCAUAUAUCUGCUGCUGCUGCUGCUGCUGCUCUUCAUAAUGAUUUGAGAGGAGAACCCACCGCCGCCAUUAAAAUACACCUUUUCGCUGCACUACAAGGGAUCAAUAGAGGCAUUUUUGGAGUGUCGUCGGAAAAGAAAUCGGAAAUUGAAAGCUUUGUUCACCUUCUCGAGUCUCUAAAUCCCACUCCUCACCCUACUCUCUCCCUACAUAAGAUAGAUGGAAAUUGGAGGCUUAUUUACACCACAAUUACUAUUCUCGGCUCCAAACGAACUAAAUUGGGAUUGCGCGAUUUUAUUACUUUGGGUGAUCUUUUCCAGUCCAUCAAUUCUGCUCAGGGUAAAGCCGUUAACACGGCCAAGUUCAGUGCCAGAGGUCUGAGUUUGUUGAGUGGACAUUUAACAAUUGAAGCUUCAUUCAAGGUCGCCUCAAAUUCGCGAGUUGAUAUCACGUAUAACAAGUCAGCGAUCACUCCUGAUCAGCUGAUGAAUGUGUUCCGCAAAAACUAUGACCUUCUUCUUGGAAUAUUUAAUCCGGAGGGCUGGCUUGAGAUCACAUAUGUUGAUGAUUCUUUGAGAAUCGGCAGAGAUGACAAAGGGAAUAUCUUCAUCUUAGAGAGACUACUGGAGGAGGGUGAUAACCCCUGAUCGAUCGAUACAUUAUUUGCUGACUUACGAUUAUUGGAACGGAUCCGCAUUUUUGGCUAUGGUUAGCUAAAGAUACGAAAAUCCCAUUUUUUUCGUUUUCUUUUCAUUCAUCUAGAAUUAUGUGGAACCAUUAUACUUCUAUUCUUCCAGUUACAUCUGGAGAGAAGCCACACCCGAAACUUCCUUUAUUUAUUGUACACUGUUGUUUCUGUAUUGCCUCUGACCCUCUUAUGUAAAUAUUGUAUUAAACGAAAAUAAACAGACUUCAUUACUCUUGGUGCAAAAUAUACAUACCUAUGUUAUUUACUUA